UGCGAGGGGUGAAAACACAUCGAACUCUUGUCCGAGAAAUAUCACUGAACAUGAACAGUCGAUUCUCGUAUCCGUAAUAGCGUAUUUUAACACGUAACAGCGUAAUUUCUUUGAGAAAAAUGAGUCCUGGAUUGGGUCACGAUCCUUUGCUGUCGUACAACUACACUAAUAUCGGAAACCUCGCACUCUGCGUGUGGCAACAGCCUCAGCAUAUUUUAUUCCAGUUAGCGAAUUUUUGCUUCGCACUGUCGUACGCGCCACCGGCUGAGUCGGAAAAGGUCAUUUUGUUCAUGCAUUCAAUGCUAAUUAUAGGUUUUAUGUUGCUAUCAGGGUGGGCUUGGCACGUGAUCUGCGCACCAGAUAUCUUCUCCUGGAACUUCAGUUUCUUAUUGCUCAAUAUUGGCCAAUUAGUGUACAUCGUUUAUCAAAUGAGACCCAUCAGAUUCGAUCCCGAAUUGGAAGAAGUUUAUCACACGCUGUUUUAUCCCUUUCAAGUCUCACGGAUACAAUUCAAGCGAUUGGUAUCCCCAGAAUUUGCGACGAUAAUGUCUCUUCAUGCUGGCGAGGCGUACGCGAUGCAAAAUCUAACGAGAACAGAUAGAUUAGGUUUGCUGCUAUCUGGGAAAGUCAACGUAAUAAACGAAAUUAAGUUUCUGCAUCCGGUACUGCCCUGUGAGUUUCUGGAUUCACCAGAAUUCGAAAGUUCUCGAUCCUCCGUCGAUGAUAAAUUUAAGGUAUCCAUCAUAGCGGCGAGUACCUGCAGGUAUUUGUUUUGGCAGCGGUCAGCCUUGGAAUAUCUGCUUGUAAAGGAAACUUAUCUUGCAACCGUCUUAACUACGCUGGUGGCAAGAGAUAUCGCAACGAAGCUAUACGCGAUGAAUAGCAAGAUGGUUACGGAUAAAGGAUCACACUUGGACAUUCGUCUUCCUAGUAUCAGCGCCGGUUUGGGGAUCAGCACUGGUUUGGGGGGUGAGUAUAGAAGUCUUCGAGCUAGACAGUCGCUGACCCGCAGGACAGAAAUCAAACCAACGUCUAACAACGUUAGCGGCGCGAGAGCCAAGGAACGCGCGGUGAACAACUUGACGAAGAAGGGUGCGCCGAGCAUGGAGCCCCUUCCGGAACUGCCGUCCUGCGACGAUCUAGCCUCCAGCGGCGUGGAGAGCUGGCUGGACUCCUCCAGCAAGUAUCACAGCUGCGAGAUCGUUGACGAGGAAUAGCAUUACGCCAACUACUCGAAUUACGAGAACGUGAUGGACGACGCCGACGACGACGUCGAUCCUAACCACGAUAUACAGGCCUUUGACUAUAAAAGUGCGGAGUGUUGGCCGUCGUAUGAUGACUUGCAAUAAAAGAAGAACGCACAUACCUUUACUUCCGUUGAAUGCAUUCAUACUUCUGGAUUUUAAUUUGCCAGAACGAAGUUAUGUAACGAUUUUUAGUGUAAAAUUAUUACGUAAUCAGCCAUCCCUUGAAUUUCGCUACGGAAUAAUUAAAACUCAAAGGAUUACAUUUCUACUGAUCGCAAUAUUGUAUACAUACUCUGUAGGUUGUUGCCUGGCAACGAAAUUCGCAACGAAGGUACCUUACAAAAAAUAGAUAUAUAAUGUAAAUUUAAUCGUGAUUUAAUACUAUGUACAUAUGUGUAAAUAUCAAAUUUAACGACGCUAUUAAACAUUGUAAAGAUUCUGGCUCGCAAAAAAAAACAGUGCUUACGAAAAUAUUCCAAAUAAUUUUCGAAAAAAAAACAAACAUAAAAUAAAUCCAAUAUUUAUAAGUAAAUACAUAUAAUGCGCCUAUAUAAUGUUUUUGUAAAUAUCGAAGUUGACGAGCAUAGCAAAAAAACUAGAAUUUCUUACAAAAAAAAUUUUUACUAAAGAUAUAUGAGACAAAUACUUACAUAUUUAACCAAACUUUAAAAAA
This is a messenger RNA of Temnothorax curvispinosus, 1920 nucleotides long. RefSeq names its product popeye domain-containing protein 3-like. NCBI's taxonomy places the organism in Eukaryota, Metazoa, Arthropoda, Insecta, Hymenoptera, Formicidae. Gene Ontology annotation, molecular function: cAMP binding. The record is from RefSeq and is a predicted model, not a curated record. Gene Ontology annotation, cellular component: sarcolemma. The transcript is spliced from 7 exons. Bases 120 to 1217 code for a protein of 365 amino acids.